CUUCUAUUCACAAUUCAUUUUUUCGUGGUGCACUUUACAUUUGAAGUUCAAACUGUGAACAUAUCCGAUUUUUUUUUAGUGAGUUUUCAAUUCUUUUACAAUUUACUUAGCGAAUAAAGAGCUAAAUAAUCAAGUAAAUCGCGAUAUUCUAAGCGGUUUUACUUUUUCACCGCGAUGGACCGUUGGCCAAAAGAUGUCGGGAUACGCGCUAUCCACGUCGUCAUACCGUCGUUGUACGUCGAUCAAACCGAUUUGGAACGAUACGACCGAGUGUCCGAAGGAAAAUACACCGUCGGUCUGGGCCAAAAGCAAAUGGGAUUCUGCACGGACCUCGAAGACGUGAACUCGCUGUGCCUGACGGCGGUCAGCCAGCUGGUGGAGAACAACGGGCUCAGCUAUUCGGACAUAGGCCGGCUGGAGGUGGGCACCGAGACCAUAGUGGACAAGUCGAAAAGCGCGAAAACCGUUUUGAUGAAGCUGUUCGAGGCCACCGGCAAUUUCCAGGUGGAGGGAAUCGACACGACCAACGCCUGUUACGGCGGCACCGCGGCCCUGUUCAACGCCCUGGCGUGGACGGAGUCGAGCGCGUGGGACGGCAGGCUGGCCGUGGUGGUGGCCGCCGACAUCGCGGUGUACGCGGAGGGCGGCGCGCGUCCGACGGGCGGCGCCGGCGCCGUGGCCAUGUUGAUCGGCCCGGACGCCGCGCUGGUGGUCGACCGGGGCCUGCGGGGCACGUACAUGAACCACGCGUACGAUUUCUACAAGCCCGACAUGUGCUCCGAGUACCCGGUGGUGGACGGCAAGCUGUCCGUCGAGUGUUACCUGAACGCGCUGGACCGGUGCUACGAGUCGUACCUGAGCAAGUGCCGCGACGGCGGCGAUGACGUCCGCGGCGGCCUCGACCGGUUCGAUUCGUUCGUGUUCCACGCGCCGUACUGCAAACUGGUGCGGAAAUCGCUGGCCCGGUUGUGCGCCAACGAUUUCGUCCACCGCCGCGGCGACGAGAGCGGCUGGCCGGCGCCGGAACUGCGGGAGCGCCUGCGGCUGCGGCCGGCCGCACUCCUCGACCGGGACGUUGAGAAGACGUUCGUGGAGCGCAGCGCCGCCGUUUUCGCGGACAAGACCGAACCGUCGCUGGCGCUGGCGUCGCGGGUCGGCAACACGUACACGGCGUCCGUGUACGGCGGACUGGCGUCGUACCUGAUGUCGGUGCCGCCCGAACGGCUGGCCGGCAAGAAGAUCGGCGUGUUCUCCUACGGGUCCGGUCUGGCGUCGUCCAUGUACUCCGUCAGGGUGGUCGACAACAACGGUCUGUCCGUUCUGAUCGGCAACCUGAAGAAGGGCUUCGACCGUCUGGGCCAGCGGACGCGCCUUACGCCCGAACAGUUCGCGGACGUGCUGGACGUCCGGCAGAAGUGCCUGCACCGAGCGCCGUACGUGCCGACCGGCGACAGGGACCGGCUGUUCCCCGGCACGUGGUACCUGUCCCGCAUCGACGAAAUGCGCAGGCGGUACUACGAGAGAAAAGAAUAAUAAUGACGAUUGGCGUCGUCGUCGUUUAGAGCAUCCCGUGGCGAUCAACACUUUAGUUUUUUCGCAUAAUUAUACAUCCACCUUUAUUUUCAUGAAAAUUAUUUACUGAUGUACCAAAUUCGGAUUCAAACGAGUCGAUUCUCAAAAAUCAAAAUAUUUCCAUUUUUUUAAAUUAUAUAAAUGUCGUCAAUUAUCUUCCAAACUCAUUAUCACGAACCUAUGUUAAAUGACUCAAAAAGUUCUUGUUCAAAUUUGUAACAUUUUCAAAAAAAUUGUGCCUUAGUUUGUUUUAGUAUAGUUCUACAGCUAUAUAUUUACCAUUUAAAUUCAAUACUUUGUUUCACUUUUAACUAUUUUAUAGUUUAUUGUUAUUGAAAAAGUAGAUUCUUGUUUGAAAAACAGAAGUCAGAUCUCGACAGAUGACAGGGCACAUCUCCGGUAAUAGGUACAAACAAUCUCAACAGUUAGAAAAUACGAUCUUUAAGUAUUAUUUUAUAUUUAAGCAUUAUUGAAGAAAAAAUUGGUAAGCAUUGAGCAUGCUUAGUGAAUUUCUCUGAAUAAUAAUGUAAUAUACCUAAUACAUAUUAUAUAUUCCUGCAGUGAAAAUGUAUCAUAAAUAAUUGACGAUAGUCGAUAUAAAUAUUAUGUAAAUCGAGUUAUACUCUACAGUAAAUUAAGCAAAUAAUGAUUGGUGUUGGUACCUACUUUUUAAAAUACAUAUAUAAACAUAUUGUUAAUUUUAAUCUUUGUAUACAUUUUGAUGAUGUAUUGGUUUUAUAUUUUUUUUUAUACAUAUACUGUAAGUACUAUAGUUUUUUAUAAUUUUUUCAAAAUAAUAUGGUAUUUUUCACUUAUAUUAUAUUUUUGGUGUGAGGGUUUUGUUAACAAUAAUUUUAUCAUUAUAAUAGUCGUUGUUAAUGUAUUUUUUUUUAACUAUAGAUACAAGACAAAUUUAAUAUUGUUAACUAUGUCUUAUUUAAAAGAUUAUUCACAGGUUUUAAAAAUAAAAUACAUUUAUAUUUCAUUAAAAUGUUAAAUAAAUAUAUUCGUAUAUAUAAGCGAGCAGAAA
Rhopalosiphum padi (bird cherry-oat aphid) is the source of this 2602-nucleotide messenger RNA. RefSeq names its product hydroxymethylglutaryl-CoA synthase 1-like. The coding region runs from base 175 to 1533 and encodes 452 amino acids. The record is from RefSeq and is a predicted model, not a curated record. NCBI's taxonomy places the organism in Eukaryota, Metazoa, Arthropoda, Insecta, Hemiptera, Aphididae. The transcript is spliced from 2 exons. Gene Ontology annotation, biological process: acetyl-CoA metabolic process. Gene Ontology annotation, molecular function: hydroxymethylglutaryl-CoA synthase activity.